GGGAGUUUGUGUUUUGGUCUACUGUGGUGUUGUUGGAGCAGUGUAAAAUCAGAAAUGUAUUUGUGUACGGAAAAAUGUAGCAUGCAUUCACUUUCUUAAUACAGCGAACGAGGCAGUAGAAUCGACGGUCCUGCGAUGGGGACGUGCAGAAGUCGCAGUUUUGUUUACAUAUAAGAGUUUUGUUGUUGAUAUGGCUGAUACAACUGAAGCAACAUGGCUGCUGCGAGAGGUGUUUCAUAUUUACUUUUUGUUUUGACGGUAUCACUGUGCACUGGUAAACAGAAUUAUCCUACAAUCAGUCACCUAAAAGAAGAAGGCAUUGACAAUGAUAGUGAGGAACCUAAUGAACCUCCAGAUCAGCUUAUUGGUGACUUUGGGAAUUUUGAGUCGAAGAGACUACGGACAGAUUCUAAGAAGAGAUUCAAAUGUCUUUCUUGUGAACCACCAGAUUGUUCAGGACUGACGGAAUGCCAUGAUGCUCUGCAGUGUUGGAAAUCUCGAGUCCGUGAUUCUGAUGGCGUGGAACGAGUUUCGCGAGGUUGUACAACUGUUCCUGACCAUGUACCUUUCAUUUGUGGAUCAUCUUCGAAGUCUGGCCAUACCAAACGCCACACAGGGGGCCAGUAUGCAAUGGACUGCUGUGAAGGAGACUAUUGUAAUAAUGGCUCUUUUCCAUAUUUAGCAAAUGCAAACUUUGUUGAAAAAGUUCCACAUGAUGUUAGCAACGUAGGUUACAUAGUGAAGCUGGCCCUUGCUAUUCUGGGACCUGUCCUUGCUUUGGGUGCUAUUGGGACAAUAGUUCUCUUCUUGAUGAGGAGAACACAUCGCAAAAGAUUGAUGGCAGCCCGAGCUAUGGCAGACCAUGAUCCAUUCUAUGCGUCAGAUGAAGUUCUCCGAGCAACUGCAGCUGGGGACAGCACAUUGAGGGAAUUUCUUGAUCGCUCAAUGAGCUCUGGUUCAGGAUCCGGUCUCCCUCUUCUUAUCCAGCGAACUUUGGCCAAACAGAUAUCAUUGGCCGAGUGUAUCGGUAAGGGCCGAUAUGGAGAAGUUUGGCGGGGUGUUUGGCAUGGUGAGAAUGUUGCUGUCAAGAUAUUCUUUUCCCGAGAUGAGGCAUCAUGGAAUCGAGAAACUGAGAUUUACAGCACUGUCCUUUUGCGACAUGAGAAUAUUCUUGGCUACAUAGGAUCAGAUAUGACCUCAAGGAACUCUUGUACUCAACUUUGGCUGGUGACGCAUUACCAUCCCUUGGGUUCACUUUAUGAUCACCUAAACCGCACUACGCUAACUCAUCAUCAGAUGAUGAAAAUUUGUCUUUCUGCCGUUAAUGGAUUAGUUCAUCUCCACACAGAAAUUUUUGGAACUCAGGGAAAACCAGCCAUUGCCCAUCGAGAUAUCAAAAGCAAGAACAUUCUCGUUAAACUGAAUGGCUCGUGUGUGAUAGCAGAUUUUGGGUUGGCUGUAACCCACGUUCAGUCGACAGGAAAGAUGGAUGUAGGCUCCAACCCUCGUGUUGGAACCAAGCGAUACAUGAGUCCUGAAGUAUUAGAUGAAUCGAUCAACUUGGAUUGUUUCGAAUCUUACAAGCGUGUGGACAUUUAUGCAUUUGGUCUUGUUCUAUGGGAGGUCUGCCGACGAACAGUGUCAAAUGGUAUAGCAGAGGACUAUAAACCUCCAUUUUAUGACCUAGUGCCAAGUGAUCCCAGUUUUGAAGAUAUGAAGAAGGUGGUGUGUGUGGAUCAGCAGCGCCCCAUUGUGCCCAAUCGAUGGGCUUCGAAUGCUACACUGAGUGGAAUGGGGAAACUUAUCAAGGAAUGUUGGCACCAGAACCCUAAUGUCCGACUUUCUGCCCUUCGUAUCAAGAAGACUUUGGUAAAACUGGCUUCUUCCGAUGUUCACGUUAACUUGGACCUCGAUUCGUAGUGAUUCUCUACACAUGGCCGUAUGGAGGCCAUAUUUGCUCAGUGUAUUGUUAUGGUGUGAGAAUUUACUUAUUGCCCAUACUUGCCAGUUAAAUGUGUUUCAUUCAUAAACAGGCCAAAUACCAACCUCUCCAAGAUUCUUUGUUCUAAAAGAAAUAAGGAAAUUUGGCAAAGUCAUAAUCAUUGUGAGAUGACUGGUGAUUUUUUUAGUGACAUUCAACAUGAAUGGGAGUGGUGUUAAAAUCAUAUUUUAUUUAAACUCAUAAAGAAGACAUUCUUCAUCAGAAAUUUUGCGAAGAAUCAUAGUUUGUAUAGUGUGCCCAUAAGAGAUGUUGCUGUUGAUGUGUUUGGGGAAAUAAAUUGUUACUGUUGCAGUGGUUCUUUGUUCCAUUUAAGAAUGAACAAAGGUCCACUAAGUACUUGUUCAUGUUUUAUUGGUAUGAAUUAUAAUAAAGUUUACUUUAUUAGUUUUGAAUUGUUUCUGAUAUUAAGUGGCAUAUAUAUGCUGCCAUCAUAUCUGGGGGAUUCCUUCCAAUGGCAAUAUUAUGUGUAAUGUGCCUGAUUUCCUUGCUGCUUGAAAGCAAUGUGAAUUUUGUUCAUAUUGUACUUCAAAAUAAGUACUUUUAUCUUUACAACUGAAUGUGCCAUAAUUAAUUACAGUAUUGUGCCACAGUUACAACUCAGUUGUCAUGUCGAAUGUGUGUGCAUGUUUCAGUUAAUGGAACUGUUUUAAAUGUUAAGUAUAUUUUUAUUUUAGAAACAUUUUUAGAGUUGCAUUUACAGUAUAUUUGUUAGUGACAUGUAUUGUGCAACCAUUAAAAUUUUUGUUAGUUAGAAGUUUAGUGCUAACUACCUUUUUGUAUUGUGCUAGUGUGCUGGAGUCUUUUUCUUCUUACGUAAAAACAAGCUGGUAAGGAACUGAAAGUUUUAUCAAGUUCAGUUUUGGAGGUAUUGCAAGAAAGUGAAGAUUUGUUUAGACAAUAGACUUUUGGAAAAAAAUUUAAUGCAUUAAUUGCUCUUUCAUAAUCAUGCAGUAAAAUUCAGAGGUGGUAGUUAUGUUUAUACUUCGUAAGAUAAAACCAGUUAUAUUAUCACAGAUUGUUUGUGAAGUUUCUGAACAUUAUUUUAGAUUACCUGCAGUGACCUUGUAUCUUGUCUGUUGUCUUUUCAUUGAAACUAUUUUUUUAUGUUCAUUUAGUCUUCUAUUAAUAAUGAAGCAUCAUUUUUCCCUCUGGGAUAGACUGCAGGCAUACAUCUUUGCAUGCAAGCUUCCAUUAAGACAUUUUAAUUAAUUUCCUUCUCUCCUGCUUGCUGGCCAUGGUAUGGGAGUCAGUCUUGCAAUUUGAGCACUUGUAGAUCUUUUGGAAUUUUACAAUGAAUUAUGAACACCUAAAAGAAAUAUUUGUAGUCUUAAUUUGUAAUCCUAAUAGCCAGUGCUGUAAUUCACCAAAAGUGCUGAGAUUAAGAAAUGAUCUCUGUUGUGUUAUGAAGAAGACAGAGUAUUUAUGAAUUUGCGCAAGUUAUAAAAGUUUAUGUCUUCAGCAAACAUCUUUUGAAUUUAAAAAUAGUGUUGUUUUAUGGCCCAUCAAGUGUUGUGUUGAUUGCUCAUAUUGUGCAGUGUGUAAUUUAACAACCCUUUUCAUUGUCUCGUCCUCAAAACCUUUUUAGACAAUCAUUUCUACUCAGUCAGCCUAGCAAAACUUUGAUUAUACUGUUAUGGCUAGCAAACAAGCAUUAUUUUGGAUACUGCUUUAGUGUGUUAUCACCGGACACAAGCAGAAGAUUCAGAUAAGCAGUUCAGUCUCUGACCAAAGACUUGCUAUUGUAGAGAAUUGUAUUACUGUUGUAAGAGAUUGUAAGGAAAGACAAAAUAUGAAAUCUGGAAAAUGAAUGUUAAAAGAUUGAAGGCUAUGGUGCAGUUUCUUUGCACAGUUGAAUAAUAGGUAUAUGUAAUAUUUCUGACAUGGAUGAAUGCAGAGGAUGACUGUCUUAUGUAUCAUAAAGACAAAACAGUAUUAUGGAGAUUGGGGGGAGGGGGAUGAUAAACCAAACAGAUUGUUUACAAUCAGUGAAAAAGGCAAAGUAGUGUUUUUAUUGUUGAUCUGAAGCUGAUGUACUUUUAAAUUCAGUGUCAAUUGCACAAAAUUGUAUAUUUAAUUACAGUAGCCUCUGCAGGUAUUUUGAAGUAUGAGGAAAUGUGGUCUUCACAAUAUUGUUUGAGAAUGAAAGUGUUGCGUCCCAUUGUCUUUUAAAAGUAAGAGAAGCUAAGAGGAAAUGAGUAGUAGACAGAUGAAUCUAAUCAAAAGUUUUGUACAGAAGUUGCAAUAAGAGUGGAUGAUACUGAUAACUGAGAUAUUGUGGAUAAUGAAGAUAUUAUAGUCUUUGUUUCAGACAAGUUUAGCCACAUCCUGCUAAGUGGUGAUGAUUUUAAGUUGACUCACAAACCAUAGAUGAUUUUUUUAAUAUUUGUUGUAAAAGUAGCAGAUAGUUAUGAUACUCUGUGAUGAUAAGUUGGAUGCAAUCAUUGUUUCAGAUCUCCUGAAACCUAUUAACUGACGUUAAGGAAAUGUUUGAAACGCAUGUAUGAGAAGUGACUGCACUCUGUUGACAAAGGAUACAGUAGUAAGAUGACUACUUACUUUACUAAGCAUAUUAGUGUCUACCAUCAUAUUGGCUGCUAGAAAACUGCACAUGUUAAUUUUUCUCCUGUCUUUUUGUUGUGACAUAAUUAUGUUCUCACAAAUUAAUGUAAGUAUGUGGGAAUAUACACAUGAAUCAGAGUUACCAUACAGUGAACAAAAUAAGUUUUAACUUUGAAACUUAUUGCUGUCUACUUCAAAACAAUAGAUUGUGUGGUGCAGUCAGUUACUCUUCAGACAUAACUAGCUCAAUAAUUAAAAGUUUAAUCUUUUUUGAUAACCCAUUGUAUUGCAAUGUACAGUAAUCGGUUCUUUGCAAGCUUUUCCUUCAGUGUUGUUAUACUUUUGGCAGGUGUGCAUAUUUCAAAGAGAAAUGUAAGGCCAUUUAUUGAUGGUACAAAAUAUCCUUAGUGUGAGCAAAUUAUUGUGCUAAAAAAGCUGAGAAUUAAUGUGAAUUUUGCUGGCAUUCAAUGCUUGUUCCAUUUCAGUAGCAGUGAUGCUCCAAAUGAUUUAGUGUGAGAAUCUGUAGCACUGACACAAAUAGUUUGCAUAUGCACAAUGUUACAUUAUACCAGUGAUGGUGUUCAAUUUGUUAUUAUAACUUGUGUUCUAAUUGCUUAUUGAUAAACUAGUAUACUCUACAAAAACGUUUGGUAUAAUAGUGAAAUAUUUGCUUGAUAUCAGUUAUACAUCUGGAACUACAAAUAGCAAAAGCAACAGCUUUAGGUAUUUAAGUUAUAUUAUUUUCACAUGUAGCCACUUCUGCUAUGUCACAAAUAUCAGUUAUUGUUGAAUAUAGAGAUAUACUGAAAAAUAAUGAAUUAUUGAUGCAGUAUGACCACAGUCCUUAAUUUUUUAUUAUCUUUUGUCUUUCUGUUAGGUUGUCUUUUUUUCCCCCUUCACUGUGCAACUUGCGUUUGCAAGGAAAAGGGACAGUGGUCGUGCGUGGAUGGGUUGCCCAUUUUCUUAUCAGUUUUGUCAAGAAAGUAUGUAUGUGGCCAGUGUUGGGAUUCAUUAUGGUUGUAGUAUUUGCCUGCAGUUGUAGAAAUGUGUUUUAGGUUUCAUUUAGUUAAAACUCACUUUUCAUUUUUUCUGAAACAAAUAUAAUUAAGUUUAGAAUUGUUUGUCUGUGAAUAUUCUCUACGAAUGUGUUCAUUGCUUGCUGCUUUUUAUUGGUUAAUAUUUCUGUAACUAUUUGAAAUUGGAAUUUGGACAUUAAUUUGUACCUUAGUUAUCGAAACUUUUUCUUCCUUCAUUAGCCUUGCUUAAAUAAUAAUUGCAUAUUUAUUGUGUACUGUGAUUCAUCACCAUUGUCAAAGGUGUGAACUACUGUAUCAAUUGGAACAACAAAACUAACAAAAUGCAUCAGUUUGUUUUUUGUUCAUCGCACCUAAUAUUACUAAACUUUACUUAACCAUGGUUUUUGUGUACAAUAUCCUAAGUAGUUAACUGCACACUCCAUUAGUAUGAGUUAAUAUUUUGAUGACGGGUAUUAGUAUUGUAGCUACAAAAGUUCAGUAUUUUUUUGUCAUAUAGUAAUUAUUGUGUUUGCCCCAUGCCAUUCUGGAAUAUUUAUUAUAUUGUUAGCUUUGUCCUUGUUUGCUUUGUUCAAAUUUUAUGUCCAAGAAUUUCUUUUUUUUUUUUUUUCUGGAACAAUGUGAUGCAAUUUGUUGAUUUAUUGUUCUGCCUCAGUGUGUAUUUCAGGUUUCUGUUAUUCACACAAGGGGUGAGAUAAUAUUGCACACCUCUGUUGUGCACAACUUAUAAAUUUGUGUGUCACCAAAAUUUUCAGAAUAUGGCCUGAUACAUAGAUAUAAUGGGAUUCAUCAGUGGGGAGUUGAUAUCAAUUUUAGAAUGAACCAUAUCUUUUAAAUGUACAAACAUUAGCCCCCAUUAGUUGAUUAAAUAACAGAAGUCAUAUCAUAUAUGUUUUUAUGAAUAAUAUUUUGUUUUAAAUUAUUUAUCAAAUGAAAGUAAUAUGCUCACUGUGGCUAAGCAUACUGAUCACACAUGAUUUUCUGUGGAUUGCUAUUUCCAGUUUAUCAGAGUGAUUCCUGUUCAUUCUUCUUUUUUAUAUGUAAGAGAAUAUAGAACCUUAUCAAUGACAAGAAAAAGGCAAUAUAUUGUCAAACCUUUUGGUCUUCAUGAUGUACUUAUCCUCCCAAUAUUUUUUGAAAUGCAUUAAAAUAUUUCCGAGAAAAACACUUAUUAGCUUGUACCGUUAAAUUAAAUUUUAUAGACUCAUUGUAGUUAAUGUUAAUCAUUUUUGUAAGUAACAAGAGUGUGUUCUGUGUUUGAAUAGUUGUCUGUCAUCUGACUUCCAUUGCUAAUGUGUAGAUAAGCGCAUGACAUGCAUAAAUUGAAAGGUGCACCAGAUAAAGUAAAAUGAAUUUAUUUAAUAAGCAAAGCAUUAUGAAUGAAAGUCAUCAUUGCUUUGGUGUGAAAAGAAAAAUGGAUCUGUUACACAGACCUAUGUAAAAGGCCAAGCAUUGCAAGUCUUUCCAUCAAAUAAUGCAAGUGCUACCAAAGUGUUCGCCUUUUCAUAAAAUGUUUAUUUCAUUCUGUAUGUUUAUAAACAUUUAAAUGUUACUCUUAGCAUGUUUUACUGUUCAUUGCAUUUGACAGAAUAUAUUUGUUCCACCCAUGCAUAAAAAUAUAAUGAAUAUAAAGGUAUAUAACUUUUUGACGAUUGAUUAUUAAUGUUUGAUGUUUAGAACAUUUAUUUGUCUAGAGAAGAACCGUGUGUGUGUGUGUGUGUGUGUGUGUGUGUGUAGGGUCGGGGGGGGAAGGGGUGUGAUUCACUAUUUUGUGAGGGGCUAGGGAAAGCUGUAUGUAAUUGAAUAUGUCUGUACUUACUCCUAUCACUAUUCAGUUUUAUUUUUCCUUUCUGAAGAUCGCCGUAAAUUUUGCUCAUAGUUCUUGAAAUGAAUGUAUAUAUGGUUGUUGCCGUGAAAUGCAUCAGUGUGAUGUAGAAAACAUAUUUUUAGCAAAAUAGUUUAAUAUGAGGUUGUAAAUUAACAUUUCAGUUGCUUUAGAUUCCUGUGAUUCCCAUAUUUAAAGGUUCAUAUUUGCUUAUCAGAAUGGAAGCGCUUAUGACUAUUUCCUUCACACUCUGUUUUACCUGGCUAGCAAUGCAAUAGUGACACCUAGACAGUAGGAACCUUCAUGAGUGAUGCCAGUCAAAUGCAGUUUCUAGCAUAUAGUCUGGUCUACUGUAUGAGGGAUGAUCUAAACUGCACUGGUUUCAGUAUUUCUGAAGCAUAAUCAGAAUACAUAUCUUCUGUUUAGUACCACUAUUUAGUGGUGACUUAUAAUUUUAAAAGCUUCUGAUAUUUUUAUAAUCAAAUAUAACAAUAAAUAAUAAUUUUAAAUAUAACAUGUCAUAUCGAAUGUUGUAUCAUAUGAGAAGUCUGAUUUUGCAGUUGCCAGUGUAGUGGGUUAAUAACUAAUCAUGCUUGCAUUACUAGCCAGUAUAAUAUAUAUAUAUAAUCAUGUAAAUUUAAUAUUUUGAGGUAUUGGACAAUUUUGUUCCUCAGUAAUCAGUAUUAAAUUUACAUUGUCCUAUCUGAUGCGAAACUCAGAUUUUAUUGUAUAACAUUGAGAUUAUGUCUGUAUUAAAUGAUGUUCACAUUUUGUAACAUUUACUUUAUAAUGUAUUUUAAAUUCAGCAUUAAUAUAAAGUUACAUAUCAGGUUAAUGAAAUUAUAUUAAUUUUGUUUAAAUAGUGUUUUUUAUUUAAUUGUUAUUCAUAUCAACAGAAUCAAUCAAUUAUAAAUAUAUAUCAUCCACAAUGUAAAAUUCUUAAUUUUAAAAUCAUACAAUAAAACAACGUAUCAGAUUCCUGUACAAAAAAUUAAUGAUUAAUAUUAAUAAAAGUAUUUGUACAUGAGAAGUACCCUAUAUCAGUCUCCUGUUUAAUACUAUUAC
Messenger RNA from Schistocerca serialis cubense, 8485 nucleotides. It is a transcript of the gene sax, whose product is annotated as activin receptor type-1. The coding region runs from base 214 to 1920 and encodes 568 amino acids. Lineage: Eukaryota; Metazoa; Arthropoda; Insecta; Orthoptera; Acrididae. Gene Ontology annotation, biological process: dorsal/ventral pattern formation; BMP signaling pathway; cellular response to growth factor stimulus. The record is from RefSeq and is a predicted model, not a curated record. Gene Ontology annotation, molecular function: ATP binding; SMAD binding; transforming growth factor beta receptor activity, type I. The transcript has 9 exons. Gene Ontology annotation, cellular component: plasma membrane; BMP receptor complex.